UCUGAACCCAAUCUUUGGCAUAUAUUCCUGCGAGUGCAAAGAAUACCGAGUCUUCCUUGUACUGCUUCGUGUCGUAGUAUUGUAUGUGUGCAAAACAUGCAGCGGUCAAUAUCAACAAUCCGGCGACUUUUCUCGCGAGCCUCCACAUCUACCCCUCGGCAACUGCAAGCCACCGCGGUAAAUGUUUCAACAUACACAAUCAAAGCGGGAGAUACACUGGCAGUAAUAGCGUCCAAAUUAGGAACAACUGUAGCUGCACUUCAACAAGCGAAUCCGGGGAUCAAUGCAAACAAUCUCCAAGUGGGGCAGGUCAUCCAGCUUCCACAGUCAGGAUCUCGAUACACCAUCCAGGCCGGAGAUACAUUCAGUUCAAUUGCAGCAAAAUUUGGAUCUACUGUUGCUGCUUUGCAAGCUGCCAACCCUGGUAUCAAUCCAAAUAAUCUUCAGAUCGGAGCACAGAUUGUUGUGCCUGCUUCGAGUACGCCUACACAACCUGCGCCGCCUGCACCGCAACCGCAGCCAGCUCCGUCGGGGAAAUAUACCAUUCAGGUAGGCGACACUUUUACUACGAUUGCAGCGAAGUUGGGCACGACUGUUGCCGCACUUCAAGCUGCGAAUCCAAGUAUCAACCCCAACGCUCUUCAGAUUGGGGCUCAGAUAUCAAUCCCCUCGGCUACGACCCCUUCUCCAGCUCCUCCUCAAUCGCCUCCUGCCCCAGGAGGAAAGUAUACUAUUCAGUCGGGAGACACGUAUGGCAGUAUUGCAGCUAAGUUGGGGACGACCGUUGCUGCAAUACAAGCUGCCAAUCCAGGGGUGAACCCAAAUGCUCUUCAAGUUGGUAGCCAGAUCAAUAUCCCGUCGACAACUCAGCCCAAUCCUGGACCAGUUACCCCGACACCAGCACCAACUGCUCCAGCAGCAGGUCCAUAUGUCAUCCAAGCUGGAGACACAUUCACGACGAUCGCAGCGAAAUUCAAUGUCAGCGUAGCCGCGAUUGAAGCUGCGAACCCAAACGUAAACGCAACUUCGCUGCAAGUAGGUCAGACUAUCAAUUUUCCCCCUGGAUCCGGACCCGGCAAUACAGGUGAGGGUAGUGGAGGAGGAGGAGGAGCCGUGCCUCCAAGCACGGGAGGCUACGUUGACUACAGCGGUCCAGCGUCCGCCUAUCCAUACCCUUCACAAUGGGCAUCCUACGACGCUCUCUGGGCGAAAAACUCUUCCCUUAUGAGCUUCUCAGAUAGCCCCUCUGAAAUCUCUCUUAUCGGCUCUUCUAUCCCCAUCGUAGCUGCUGAAUCCCGUCUUGACGCCCGCGUUAUCCUCUGCAUCAUAAUGCAAGAAUCCGGCGGCAACGUCCGAGUCGGCAACACGUUCAACGGUGUGAACAACACAGGUAUCAUGCAAGCAUACAACGGAGCGUCGUUCAACCCGUUCGAUCCUGCGGGGAGUAUUCUGCAGAUGAUUAGAGAUGGGGCGCUGGGAACAAGGAAUGGACCGGGUUUGAGGCAGGCGUAUGAUGAGUUUGGGAACUAUUAUGAGGCGGCGAGGAAGUAUAAUAGUGGGAGUGUAGAUAGGACGCAACUGAAUAACCCGCUUGGGGCGACGGCGGGGUAUGUGAGGGAUUUGGCGAAUAGGCUGAUGGGACAUACGUGGGCGGGGAUGUAAAAAUGAUUCUCUUUUGUUUUGCGCUGUGUUACGGCUUGUAUUUGGAUGAACCACAUGUGGAUAUGCAUCUCAUGCAAUAAAAGCUUUGUGUUCUUGUCUUACUUCUAUGGUGUUGACAUUGAGACAAUACCAGUCUGAUGACAAAUUGUACUGAUAAGCUCCAAUUUAAUGUUGAUUUCGAUCUAGUAAUUGGCAUGGCAAGUAUCUUUGUUUUUAACUAUUAAUAAUUCCUUGGGGAAAGUUGUGUUAUUGAUAAAUGUAACCUGACGUGGGCCCCCUUUCUUGCUAAGCGAGGUUACACGGCCAAGUUGAGGUUUUGAAAGACCUUGAGGAGGACCCCUCUGAGUCUUUCAUCUUACCGCCACCAGUUGACAAAUCCACUAUCCUCAAUAUUCUUUGUUUUUCAGGCGAUAUCAUUUCCCGCAACAUGCCUUCUGUAUCGCGGCCUUCCUUGUGUGUGAAAGAUAUGUUCAUCACAAGCAAAUAAAAUGGCAGAGAGAGGCACGCGACAAACUACCCCAUACAGCAUCAGAAAUUCUUGAAAUACAUCAAUAGUUCUCAAUUGCCAGAAUCAACGGUCGCGGAGUUCCAGCUGAUCAAAUACUCUACCAAUAAACAACUCGCUUGCAUCAAAGCAGUUUAGCUUCCCACAUCCCACUCUCCGUCAACGGCAGAGCUACCGCCUUAAUAUAUCCUCAUCU
This is a messenger RNA of Cadophora gregata, 2363 nucleotides long. RefSeq lists its product as uncharacterized. The record is from RefSeq and is a predicted model, not a curated record. Bases 97 to 1662 code for a protein of 521 amino acids. Lineage: Eukaryota; Fungi; Ascomycota; Leotiomycetes; Helotiales; Ploettnerulaceae. The transcript has a single exon.